AUGAAACAAUCCAUUGCAAGCCUCGCCUUGAGCGUUGGCGGCUCAAUUGCCUCUUCCCUUCCCGUCCAACUCGAGACUCGAGAGCCGCUCACAUCUCAUCUUGCCAAUAUCCAUGUGAGAUUCAACAAACCUACUCAAGGUUCCUUGUCCUUCACUUAUGGCCCUUGUGAUGCUGAGUCCAUCUCCGAAGCUCACCACACCAUCGCCGAGACUGACAGCAAGAGUGUUUCUCGGUUGGCAUGGGUCAUUCCUACCAACACAAACGACAAUGGAUGCAUAUCAGCUUGGACAAAGGAUGGAUCUCUGGUAGGACGAAGUGAGUCACAGAAACUCCACCGUGUAAAACGAAGAGCGCCUCAGAAGCGAGACAAAGACUCGAUUCAUAUGACAGAAGAGAAUGGCUUUGACAUUCUUGGUCCUUGGUUCGAUGGUGUCGCUCACCUGACCAAGACUGGCACCUCCUUCGUCGACGAAGAAGCUGCAAAGUCGAAGGAAAUUGCCAUUGUCGGUGCAGGAAUGUCUGGGUUAAUGACUUAUCUCGUUCUUGCGCAAGCUGGCAUGGCCAACAUCAGCAUUAUCGAGGCCAGUCAACGUCUCGGCGGUCGAGUGCACACAGAGUAUCUGACAGGUGGUCCCUUUGACUACUCUUACCAAGAGAUGGGUCCCAUGCGCUUUCCCUCAACCUACAAGAGCCCCGAGACCAAUGAGACGAUGAAUAUCACCGAUCAUCAGUUAGUGUUUCAACUCGCCGAAGAGAUGAACGGUAUCAACAACCACGAUAAGAAUCUCAGCGUUGACUUCAUUCCUUGGAUCCAAGCGAACCCCAACGGUCUCUCGUACAAGAAUGAGUUCAAGCUUCCCAACGGAAUGCCUCCAACACUCGCCCAGAUUGCCAAAAACGCUUCACUCGGCGCCGCGAGCAACCCUGGACCUGAAGUGGAAGAUCUGCAGGCAAAGUUGGAUUCUUACAUGCCUGGGUCUGACUUCAGUACCCUUAUGGCCAAGAACAUGUUCAAGGCUCAUAAGCAAUGGCUCGAGACUGGAUUGAAUGGUCUUGGAGGCGAUCAAUGGUCCGAGUACGCUUUCAUGGUCAACUACCUCAAAGGCAGCUCUAACAGCACCGAUGUUCUUGGUGACUGGUCUGCUACUUCGUUCUGGGAUACACUCUAUGAGGGCUUGUACUUCUCGGCUGCGAGUUACAAGACAAUUGAUGGAGGUCUCAACAGACUUCCUCUGUCAUUCCACCCGCUUGUUGAUGAUAUUACAACCAUGGGUCGUAAGAUCGAGCGUGUCCGAUACGACGAUGCUAAUGACAAGGUCACCCUCCAAUGGCGAAAGGAGUACAAUGACACAGAAUUCCAGGACUCGACAUUUGACUAUGCCGUCAUCGCGGUUCCCUUCUCUAUUGUCCGACGCUGGCGUCUCCCUCGUCUUCCAGCAACCAUCUCCAACGCCAUCAAGGGUCUCAACUACGGAUCCGCCUGCAAGGUCGCUCUCGAAUUCUCUGAGCGUUUCUGGGAACACUAUGAGAACCCCAUCAUUGGAGGCUGCAGUACUACUAGUGAUAUUCCCGGCAUUGGCUCAAUCUGCUACCCGUCUUACAACAUCAACGGCACCGGUCCUGCUACUAUUCUCGCUAGCUAUCAAAGCGGCGACAUGGGUUAUCGAUUGGCUAGUAUGACCGAGGAGGAGCAUGUCCAGAUGGUCUUUGAUGCAAUGGUUGAUAUCCACGGCGAGUUCAUCAGGGAGCUAUACACCGGCAAGUUUAACAGAAAGUGCUGGGCUUUGGAUCCUCUUCAAUCCGGAAGUUGGGCCAGUCCAACCGCUGGACAACAUCAACUCUACAUCCCCGAGUACUUCAAGACAUACGACAAGAUGAUCUUUGUGGGCGAACACACUUCUUACACUCAUGCUUGGAUUGCCUCUGCGCUGGACUCUGGAAUUCGUGGCGCUGUACAACUUCUGCUAGAACUGGGUCUUAUCGAUGAGGCGAAGCAGGCGGUUGACAAGUGGAUGGCGAGGUGGAUUGAAGUGUAA
Molecule: messenger RNA, 2037 nt
Organism: Fusarium poae
Lineage: Eukaryota; Fungi; Ascomycota; Sordariomycetes; Hypocreales; Nectriaceae
Exons: 5
Coding region: 1-2037 (678 amino acids)
Biological process (GO): amino acid catabolic process
Molecular function (GO): L-amino-acid oxidase activity; polyamine oxidase activity
Source: RefSeq, a predicted model, not a curated record